CUAAACAUUCUGAUGUGCAAAAGAAAGCAGCCCUAGUGUUUUUCCGGGAAUAAGAACUGAAUUUUUCCGCUUUCAACUUUUUAAUUGAGGUUAUAAUAGGCAUACCUAAGGAUAUCACAUUCACUAUUAUAUUUAUACUACCUUAUAUUUGCAAGAAAAUUAUUGCAAUGACUAGUUCUACGGAAGCUCCGUGUAGGCUUUGCCUUAAAACUGUGACAGAUAAAAGUUUUGAAGUAGUAGACGAUGCUACUAGAAACAUUUUAUAUGUCCUCUUGUGGAAAUUGAAAUUUGUUGGUGCAAGCGAAGAGGUUAUAUGUAACGCUUGCAAAAGAAAAUUGGAUGCAGCAUUCGAAUUUAAAACAAUGUGUCUGAGUACCGAUAACAUAAUUACGCCAUACGUGAAUUGUGAGAAAAUGCUACAACUCGACUUAAGAGAAGUGUAUAUGAAGGAAACGGGAAGCGAGUUGUUAACGGAUAUGUCGCAGGAUCAAAAAAUAUGUCGGUUGUGUAUGCAGUUAAAAUUUGAAUAUAGAUUCAUACAUGAAAAGGAACUCGAAGCUAUUCACAAUUUCGCUCCCGAAAUGAAUAUAAACAUCGUUAGAGACCCCAUUGUAUGUAAACAUUGCUUCGAUUCCCUGUGCACUCACAACAGCUUUAUAAAAGAUUGUUUAGAAGUUGAGGAGAAAAUUGGAGGUAUUUGUGAUAGUUCAGCGUCAGAUAGUCAAACAAAUACAUUGUCAUCUAAUUUAUUUAUCAAGACUGAAAAAUUGGAUGCGGAAUUUGAAAUUGACGAGAUGGAUAUAUCAGUAAAACCUGAAUUCGUUGAAGUAAAAUCCGAAGAAUUUGAAGACGAAAGUGACACGUCGCUGUGGUACUCGAAUAAUGAAACAUUUGAAAAAGAGGACCUUAAACAAGCAGAAAAAGACGGAUUUACACAUAGAAAUGAAUCAGUGGUCGACCACGUUACACUCCCUCGAUUCCCAACAAGUACAGGACUGUAUAAGUGCGGCAAAUGUAUUUACCAGACCAAAAGUGAAAGCCGAUUUAGGGGACAUUGUGCGAGACACGAUUCCGGAGUGUAUAAAUGUAAAACGUGCGACUACAAAACCACAAAGAAGAAAUUACUGCAGAGGCACCAGCUACAGCACAAAGACCCUUCGGAGGUACCUAUGUACAGGUGUACCCUGUGCGAUUUCGAGACCAAGUACAAACGCAACGUUAUUCAGCAUCAGGUGAAGCACGAAAGCCCCUCAGAAACGCCGAUGUACAGCUGCGAAGUGUGCGAUUUCCAAUCGAAGUACAAGUGCAGCAUUAACAGGCAUCGGUUGAUGCACAGGGACUUGUCGAACGUGCGAUUGUACAAAUGCAAUGAGUGCGAUUUCGGGACUAGACACAAGGGCAGUCUCACGUAUCACAUGCUGAAACACAAAGACGACACGCAGGUGCAGAUGUUCUCUUGCGAGGAAUGCGAUUUUAGCACGAAGUAUAAAGAAAGUUUGAAGAAGCACCGUUUGAAUCACAAACCGCAGUCCGAAGUGCAGAUGUUCAAGUGCGGUAUUUGUGAGUAUGAAACGAGGUUCAAGAAAAAUCUUACGUGUCACCAAUUGAGGCACAAAGGUUCUUCGGAACUGAGGAUGUACCAGUGUAACGACUGCGAUUACGGAACUAGGCACAAGAGGGACCUCGUACGCCACGUUUUGAGUCACAGAAACGUACUGAAAGAGGAAAAGGAUAAGUGUGACUGACGCAAAGAAGUAAGGGUCGCUUUAAAUGUUGCCGUUCAGUUGUAGUUAAUUACAUUAAACUAAAAAACUUAAACUCUCGAAAGUGAUAGUGACAUUGAAACAUUUGUAAUACUUCAAAGUGAACUCGAUCAAAUUUAUGUAGUUAUAAUUCCCCUAAAAAUUUAUUUUGUAGUAACCCCGUUUUAAAGUUUAAAUUUCGCGGGAGCUUGCGUAGUUUGUAGAAGAAGAAGAGGAAGAGGAGACUUCGGAGUCGGGUUUUGGUGUUCUUAGAUUAGUUUUAGAUGUUAAGUGGUUAUGUUACAUAGAUUGUUAAUAAAA
Messenger RNA from Anoplophora glabripennis (Asian longhorned beetle), 2063 nucleotides. Its product is annotated as zinc finger protein 90-like. Gene Ontology annotation, molecular function: RNA polymerase II transcription regulatory region sequence-specific DNA binding; zinc ion binding; DNA-binding transcription factor activity, RNA polymerase II-specific. Bases 168 to 1745 code for a protein of 525 amino acids. The transcript is spliced from 4 exons. Lineage: Eukaryota; Metazoa; Arthropoda; Insecta; Coleoptera; Cerambycidae. The record is from RefSeq and is a predicted model, not a curated record. Gene Ontology annotation, biological process: regulation of transcription by RNA polymerase II. Gene Ontology annotation, cellular component: nucleus.